Entrophospora candida is the source of this 272-nucleotide messenger RNA. NCBI's taxonomy places the organism in Eukaryota, Fungi, Glomeromycota, Glomeromycetes, Entrophosporales, Entrophosporaceae. The record is from the annotation of a GenBank genome assembly.
UAGCUAAAUUAGACACAAUUCAAUAUUCUUUUGAGAUGCCUGAAACUUCAUAUUUCCUUCCAGCUCUCUUGAAAAAAUUUACAAAAUUAGAAAAAAUGCUUAAAGAAAUUAAGAGCAAGUAUGAGAAUUAUAUAAACAAUGCUUAUCAACAUGAAUUUAAGAGAGGAUAUUUAACUCCAGAAUGUAAUAUUAGCAAUGUCAGUGAUAUUCAUAUCAUUAAUACUAAUGAAAUAACUCCUAAAAAAAUCCUGCCAGAUGAAAAAAAACAUUAA